AGAUGCAUUAAAUCUGUAAUAACACACACACGUAGACACACACUAUUACCUCCAUAUUUAAUCCAACAGUAAUCAAUAUUCAGCUUCAUGGUGAAACUCAGAGCGCGGUGUGUGGUUGUGGGAGACGCUGCUGUAGGCAAGAGCACACUGUGUCAGAUGUUUUGCAGUGAUGGAGCUGUGUAUCAGAAGAACUACACUAUGAAUGUUGGCGUGGAGUUACUGGAGAAAACAGUCCCUAUCCCAGACACCAGUGACUCUGUGGAGUUGUUCAUCUAUGAUUCUGCUGGACGGGAGCUGUUUUCAGACGCCUGUGAGAAUGUGUGGAGUCAGCCGUCAGUUGUGUGUGUGGUGUUUGACGUCACCAGUGAAGCUUCCUUCAACAACUGCAGCCGCUGGAUCGACAGAGUCCAAACACACAGUCACGGACUACACACACCAGGUGUACUGGUGGGCAAUAAGUGUGACCUGACCUCCAGGCGUGAGGUGGACGCUGCUGCAGCUCAAGCCUUCGCUCAGACACACACACUGCAGUAUCACGAGACGAGUGCGAAGGAGAUUGGCCACUAUGAAGCUCCGUUCCUCAGUCUGGCUGCAGCGUUUCACUCCCUCUAUCAGGAGCAGAAGAACAGCAUACUGAGCCUCAUCUGACACCAGCGCCAUCUUCAUCAUCAUCAUCAUCAUCUGUGUACAUAUGAGCAUGUCUGUUCUCAAUCAAAUAAAGCUUUCUAUAAAUCU
This is a messenger RNA of Danio rerio (zebrafish), 735 nucleotides long. RefSeq names its product intraflagellar transport 27 homolog (Chlamydomonas) (gene ift27). The record is from RefSeq and is marked provisional. Gene Ontology annotation, cellular component: intraciliary transport particle; motile cilium. Lineage: Eukaryota; Metazoa; Chordata; Actinopteri; Cypriniformes; Danionidae. Gene Ontology annotation, molecular function: GTPase activity; GTP binding. Gene Ontology annotation, biological process: intraciliary transport.